AUGGAUCUGCCCGACCUUCCUUUCCCUCUCUCCUCUGCCGAUGAUCUCUACGAUGACCCCUGCUUCAGCACCGGCGACAUGAACUUUUUUGACGACCUGGACACCCGGUUGAUGCACGCCGGCCUGCUGAAGUCAGAGGAUCAUCAGCAUCAUCACCACUACCACGUCCCCAUCGCAGAGGAGGAGGAUGAGCAUGUGAGGGCCCCCGGGGGCCUCCACCAGGCGGGACACUGCCUGCUGUGGGCCUGCAAAGCCUGCAAGAGGAAGACGACACAUGAAGACAGGAGGAAGGCAGCGACCAUGAGAGAGAGGCGACGACUCGGUAAGGUCAACGAUGCCUUUGAGACCCUGAAGCGCUGCACGGCCUCCAACCCCAACCAGCGGCUGCCCAAAGUGGACAUCCUCCGCAACGCCAUCAGCUACAUUGAGUCUCUGCAGGCGCUGCUGAGGGCCGGCCGGGAGGACAGCUUCUACCCACCGCUCAAACACUACAGCGGGGACUCGGACGCCUCCAGCCCCCGUUCCAACUGCUCUGAUGGCAUGAUGGAUUUCAUCUCUCCGUGUUCGACCAGAAGUGAAAACAGUGACGGUUCCUACUGCGGCCAAACAGCAGAAGACGCCAGUAGCAGCAAACCGUCACUCAUUUCCAGCCUGGACUGUUUAUCCAGCAUCGUACAGCGGAUCAGCACGGACCCUGCUGUCGCCCCCCCGGGUGACAGCGUGGUCCCCCGAGGCCCCGGGUCUCCUCAGAACAGCCCUGCGGUUUCCAGACCUACUGAUGAACCCAACAGCAUCUAUGAGCCGCUCUGAACCUGAAGGACCUGAAGGACCUGAAGGACUCGUAAUUCCACAAAAACACAAAAUCUUUUUCCUACAUUUCAAAGGGAGGAAAGUGCAGGUGUAAUAUUCCCGUCCUCUAACAAUAAGUCACAGAAAUACAAGGCUUAAAACUGAAGUAUUUUUAAAAAUGUAGUAGAUAUUAUAACAUUGGGUGAAGACUUUUCCACCAAAGUUUGAGUUUGCUCCAGUUUUUAAAACCUCCCUGAUGAACUGAAGGCUGCUGCGUUGUGCCAUUAAUAUCAAAACACAAAGAAAAGACAAAGAAGAAGAGUUUUUUGUUCAUUGGUUGGAGGACGGUGGACCAUUUUGUACAACUGUAAAUAAGAGCUGCUUGUUAAUAGUAACACAUACUGUAUGAAGGAAUUGUUGUGUCAAAUGUUUCUAUAUAUUAUUUAUGAGUGAAUGACAUUUUAAUAAAUACAUAUUUAUA
This is a messenger RNA of Scomber japonicus (chub mackerel), 1270 nucleotides long. Its product is annotated as myoblast determination protein 1 homolog 1-like. Gene Ontology annotation, biological process: regulation of transcription by RNA polymerase II; positive regulation of myoblast differentiation; muscle organ development. The record is from RefSeq and is a predicted model, not a curated record. Bases 1 to 810 code for a protein of 269 amino acids. Lineage: Eukaryota; Metazoa; Chordata; Actinopteri; Scombriformes; Scombridae. Gene Ontology annotation, molecular function: protein dimerization activity; RNA polymerase II cis-regulatory region sequence-specific DNA binding; DNA-binding transcription factor activity, RNA polymerase II-specific. The transcript is spliced from 3 exons.